GUUAAACGGUAGAAUAUUACUUACGCAAAAUUUCACCAAAUUUAUCUUAGUGAUCGGAAUAUUUAUUUUAAUAAGUUUAGGUUGUUUGUUUUUGUUUAUACAGUUUUUUUGUCAUUAAAUUUCAUAUGGCUAACAACUCAUCAGGUUCUAGUACUAUUUUUAGUGAGUAUACAUUUUUUUUGUCAAAGUUGGCAGAUGAGCUGACUACGUACAAUCUGAAAAAACUUAAAUUUCUUAUGAAAGAUUUUUUACCUGCUGGUGCUAUUGACAAAAUCGAUAAUGCACAUUGUUAUAUAGAAAUACUUGAAAAAAAUCAAAUUAUACACAAAUAUGAUUUAAGAUAUCUUUGCACUGCAUUUGAGGCAAUUGGGAGAAAUGAUCUUGCAAAAAGAGUUUUGACAUUUAUAAAUGAGAAUGCAGAGUUUGGAAAGGCUUCAGAAUUAAUUUCAACAAAACACAGUUCUCUCUUGUCAUCAAAUGCUGAAAAACCUAAGAUAUCAAGUGAUGUUUACAAUCAAAAUUCUCCUUUGCAAUACGCUUUUAAUCAAUUAUCUUACAAUGUUCGACAGAAUGAGGAGCAUAUUAAAGAAGUUCAAAUAAGUAAUCAAGAUGAUAUUUACGCUAUGGAGAGUCAUCCAUGUGGAAUUUGCCAUGUUAUUGCUAAUAAUUUUUUUUAUGAAGUUGAAUCUGAGGAUGGAAGGUUAUUAAAAAGUCGGUUUGGUACAGAGAAAGAUGUUAUUCUGUUAUGUAAUACAUUUUCAUGGUUAAAUUUUGAAGUUGUUGAACAUCAUAAUUUAGAAGCUCAAAACAUUUUGAAGGUAAUUAAUGAUAAAAAAAGCAUGGAAACUAUUGAUUGUUUUGUGUGUUGUAUAUUAUCACAUGGUUUCAAAGAUGGAGUGUAUGGAAGUGAUGGUAAGAAGGUGACAUUUCAAGAAAUGAAAACUUCUAUGAAUAAAAAUUCUACUAAUUGGCUGCUUAAUAAACCAAAAAUCUUUUUUAUUCAAGCUGAUAUAAUGGAGGAAGUUUUAUUUUCUCCAUUUACUAGGGCUGAAAGAAUUCCACCCAAGUAUAGCUUUCUUAAUGAAACAAAUCCAGAUGAAUGUUCAGAUUUCUGCUUUUCUGUAGCUACUCCUACUGAUAAAUUUGAUUAUCACUAUUCUGAUGGAUCAUGGUAUGUUCAAACUCUUUGUCAUAUUUUAAAAGAACAUUCAAUCAGGAUGUCACUUACUGAUAUGCUACAAAGGCUCAGUAAUAAGAUAUCUAAAAUAGUUGCAAAAACUAAUGGAGAAGUUUCAGUUGAGGAGAUAUUAUCAAUACAUAGUAAUACUUUAAGAAAGCACUUGUUUUUUAAGCCAAGAGGAAUAUACAUUGACAAAACCUUUAAAAAUAUGAGCAUAGAUGAUGGAAAAUCUCCAUGCAUUUGAUUUGUUUUAGUAUCUUAAUGUUUUCUUUUUUAAUUUUUUUAAAAUUAAUUAAAAUUAUAAAUAACGUUUUAUAUGUUUAUAGAAAUAAAUUUAUUUUUAUGUUUUCUUACCAUAGAUUAAUUUUAAACUUUAAAAAUGCAGUAAAACCUACAAAACAAUAACACCUACAAAACAAUAACACCUACAAAACAAUAACAUCUACAAAACAUAAUUAUAUUAGCAUAAACAAAGUGUUCUAACAUUAUGUUUAUUUUUCGAAAUAAAAUA
Hydra vulgaris (swiftwater hydra) is the source of this 1691-nucleotide messenger RNA. Its product is annotated as caspase-8. The record is from RefSeq and is a predicted model, not a curated record. Gene Ontology annotation, molecular function: protein binding; cysteine-type endopeptidase activity. Gene Ontology annotation, biological process: regulation of apoptotic process; proteolysis. NCBI's taxonomy places the organism in Eukaryota, Metazoa, Cnidaria, Hydrozoa, Anthoathecata, Hydridae.